AUGCCGCGAAGUCAGGGUGGGCUGCUGGAAAAGCAGUCUGCUCCAGAGGCAGCCAAAGAUGCCCCUUGCCAGUGCGGUGGUCGUUUCACAGGGCUCCUGUCGCUGCAGAGGCACAGGGAAGGCUGUGCACUGUGCAUGGCAAUCGCCCGGGGGCUCUCCACCUUCGGGGUGCCCCACCGGCCGGGGGAAAGUGGACGCCCAGCCUCACCGCGCGAGGCGGGCCGUGGGGAGGGGUGUGGGGAGAGCUCUGGGGCUGGGGAGCCCCUGGAGCGGGGGGAGGGGGGUGGGAACUACGUCCUGGUGAUGGUGGAUCCAGAUGCCCCCAGCAGGCGCAACCCCAAAGCGAGAUUCUGGAGGCACUGGAUGGUGGCAGACAUCAAGGGCAGCAACAUAAAGAAAGGAAAGAUCCAGGGCCGGGAGUUAACAGCCUACCGCCCUCCCACCCCACCAGCAGCCACGGGCUUCCAUCGCUACCAGUUCUUUCUCUAUCCUCAAGGAGAAAAGAUCAUCUCUCUCCUUCCCAAAGAAAACAAAACUAGAGGCUCUUGGAAAAUGGACAGCUUUCUGACCCGCUAUCAGCUGAAUGAGCCUGCAGCAAGCACCCAGUUCAUGACCAAGAAUGCUCAGGACCCAAAAUAAGAGGAGACAUCAUGGAGUCCAAGUCCAAGGACAAGCAGAGAUAACUGUUGGGGAGAUGAUGGGCCUCACCUUCCAGGUGUGUGUCCACAUCACCCAUCAGUCCGGAGAGGGAACACCCUCUGGGUAUGAACCCCUUCUCUUCCAAAUUAAAAUC
Molecule: messenger RNA, 793 nt
Organism: Dipodomys spectabilis (banner-tailed kangaroo rat)
Lineage: Eukaryota; Metazoa; Chordata; Mammalia; Rodentia; Heteromyidae
Gene: Pebp4
Product: phosphatidylethanolamine binding protein 4
Exons: 7
Coding region: 1-639 (212 amino acids)
Source: RefSeq, a predicted model, not a curated record